CUGGCAAGGCAGCAUCUGGACUGCAGCAGGCUAGUCCUCACAACUCCUCAAGCAUCUCUCUCGGCUCUGCCUUGUCCUACCUUUUUUUUUUUUUUUUUUUUUUUUUUUAUCAUGACCAGGCUGCGACUUCUGCUACUGCUGGGGCUGCUUCUGAGGGUAGCAGUCUGCAGUGUAAACACUAUAACCCUGUGUAAGAUUGGUGAGUUCAAACAUGAGAACCUCUGCUGCCUACAAUGUUCUGCUGGCACUUACCUCCGGAAUCCAUGCCAGGAGAACCAUAAUAAGAGUGAAUGUGCUCCAUGUGAUUCUGAACACUUCAUAGACCACAAAAACAGAGAAUCUGAAUGCUUUCCCUGCUCUGUGUGCCGGGACGACCAAGAAGAAGUGGCCAAAUGUUCCCGUACAGCUGAUCGUGUGUGCCAGUGUAAGCAGGGCACCUACUGUGACUCUGAAAACUGUUUGGAGAGGUGCCACACAUGCAGCAGCUGCCCUGACGGCAGAGUCGUCAGGAAAUGCAAUGCCACAAUGGACACUGUGUGUGACAAGUUUGACUCAGAGCCAGGACAGUCAGGCUCUCAAUGUUUCUGCUUCUCUAAGCCUCUGGGUAUUGUGGUUAUCAUAGCUGCUUUCAUCAUCAUCAUUGGCGCUGUCAUCAUUUUGAUUCUCAAAAUCAUUUGCUAUUGUAAAAGAGGAGAGAAUAUUCAGCUCUUGGCUGGAUCCCUUGGCACUGGAGUUACUGAGCCACCAUGAGAACUGAGUCCUUAACACUGAGCCUGACCAAGAGCUCCCGGUUCUCUUUCCUUUACGUUAAGUAUUACUACACCUAGUUUCCCAGUCAUUGUGAGUACGAUGUCUGUAGUCUUUUCCUAGAAAUUCAUGAUGGUGGCUCCUGACCCUCCCAUUGCUGAGGGCUCAGGUCUUGUUAGGGUGGCGAUACAGUUCCAGAAUGCUGGAGAUGAGGCAGCCCAGGCCUCCCUACCCGCAUCGUGCAGUUUAAUUUGUGCCAUGAUGUGUUUGUGUUCUCUUUAUGAGAGCUGAAGUCUGCUCUGAGAAUAAACAGAGUAGAAAUUGAGGCACAGAAAAUCAAAGGGAGGUGUGUUAUCUUUAUAAAGAGUUCCUUGAGAUGUUGUAACAGAUGACUGCAAAGUGGGGGUCAGCUCAUCAGGGAUGUACUGUCUCCUCAUUCUCAUGGCUAGAAAUCUAAACCUAGAGCUAGUCAGUCCUUGGCUUGAGGCAGCUUAAACUGUGUGCCAUCAUCUUCAGAUGGCCCUCUCUCUGCCUGACCAGUCCUUGGAGUAUGUCCUCACCUAUAAAAAUCUAUCCAACUAAGACCCUAGCUACAGGAGACGGGUCAGGACAUGGAUUUAUCUUUUGGAAGCCAUAGAUCACCCCAGGGUAGGCUUGUCUUAGAAUCUCUCUGGUCAGAUCCUGAUGUCACAUGGUGUAUCUCUCCCUGGCUGGCCCUCCAAAUACACGGCAUCUCAUCUUCUCAACAUGCCUUGGGUGGGGCUAACCACCUUGCCAGGCACUUCCCUGAAUGCUGGAGGCUUCAUUAGGAUAAGGAAGGGCAAGGUCAACCUCCAUAAACUAUUCACCCGGAGCCUCUGGCCUUCCUAGAAGACACCAGAAGUUCUUUCCAUUAGGCUUCCAUUAGACACCAUUAGUUCUUUCCAUGUCAGGCUUCGCUGCUUUCUGCCACCUGAGUAACAGAUGGAUAAUAGGUUAGUGACAGUCUUGAUCAGCCCUGUCCCAGCCUGGGUCUCCUGACCACUGGGUAUUACUUGAGGACACAAAGAGCCUCUCCUAUCCUGAGAAGCAGAAUCACAGAACCACUGCAACUUUCCUCCUCAACAUUCAAGAGAUAUAAAUAGACCGACCCUUGGUUGUGUGUGUGUGUGUUCACUUUGUGUUUUAUUUUCCAGCCUCCACUAUGCUAUGAAGCUCCGGAAAGUAAGCAGAUGGCAUUCCUGAAGAUCACUGGAUUUAAGGAAGUCGAGGAAGCAAUGAACACUAUUGUUUCUAAACUGGAGACUGACCUUGCAGGAAUGUAUUUGCAAACUGUGGCAACUUAGCUGCUAAAAAUUGUGUUUGCUUCACCCUCGAGCUAGAGUCAAGUGUCCUUUGAUACAGGACUGAAACAUUCCAAAUAGCCCAUCUGAAUUUGGAGCUGACAUUCAUCCCACUGCAUACCCCGUGGACCCCCAGAUAUAUGAUGUGCCCUUCUCUCUUGUGAAGACCAGAGGGUUUCUCUCUGUAUGCAGCCAGAGGGCUUCUCUCCUUGAAGCCUGCCUUGGCUGGCCUCAGAGUUAGGAGGUUUUGUGCUGUGAACUCGUAAGCUAAAGUCAGUUUGGGUUCAUGGUGCUCAGUAUGUUUUCCUAGAAGGCAAGGAUGGGAGGACCCAAAAAUGUUGUCCUUUGAGCCCACAUCAGGAUGUGGCCCAGACAAGGUGCUUUGUUAUCCAUAAAAACCCAUAACAAAGCCCCUGGCAGGCCAGCCUGAGCAACUGUGGACUUUGCCACAUCAGACACUGGGAAUAGUGUCUGUGUUUUUAGGCUCUCCAUCCCCCAGGCAUCUCAGAACUAGCCUUAGUCUUUAGUCCUCUCAACCCACAGUGAGCAGAUGGAGGUGUGAAUGGGAAUUUCUCAGAAGCUAUGUCUACAUAAGUUAAUUGAUUAAUUUAUUAUUAUUUUAUUUUAUUUUUGGUUUUUAAUAAGAUAGGAUUUCUCUAUGUAGCCUUGGCUAUCCUGGAUCUCCCUUUGUAGGCUAAGCUGACCUGGAACUCACAGAGAUCCACCUGCCUCUACCUCCUGAGUGCUGGGAUUAAAGGCAUACACCAUCACUGCCUGGCUUAACAUUUUAAUGAUGUAGAGAGGCAUAGCUUAGGCUGUUCCAACCUAAGCAAUGUCUUGCCUCCCUCUGGGUCAGAACUAACAUGCUGUAGAGGGCACAAGGUUCUUGUGCUCACAGAGAAGUAGACCUGUUUUCCACCCAGAUGUCUGGGAAUGGAUAUAGUUAACAUCCUGGUGUUCUGUGCUAUUUGUAGACCUAGCACACACUUGAACAGACUAUUGUCUUUGUUUAUCCCAGACUCUUCCUCCAUAGGCCUUUUGCCUGCCAAUAGGCCCUUUUCUUGAAUACUGUUGCUCAAUAAAUCUCAUCCUUAUAGGAGAUGUCACUGUCACUUGUAUAUUAGAAAAGCCUAGGGGACCUCUGUGCUACCUGUAGGGCCAGGCCACUCUUGACUGCCACCGAUUUUUAUAUGUGUUUAUCCCAGAUUUUUUCUUCUUAGACCUGUAUCUCCAGCACUGUUUGUGAGUCAAUAGACCUCUACCUCUGCCAAACUUAUCUUGUUUUGUUUGUUUGGUUGGUUUGUUUUCUUGGUGUAGCCCCAGAUGUCCUGGAACUCACUCUGUAGACCGGUCUGGCCUCAAACUCAGGAAUCUACCUGCCUCUGCCUCCCAAGUGCUGGGAUUGAAGUUGUGCAUCACCAUGCCAAGCUAACAGAUCCCGUCUUUACGGAAGAGGCCAUAAGUACUUUGUAAACUGUGUCAAUGUCAACCUGUCUUAAGCAUUAUUGUACAUAAGUGACCGAGUUAAUUAUCAUCAAAAAACUUCCCCCGGAAAUUUGUGCUGUGCUUAAAUACAGCUAAAGUAAACUGCUGGGGUCAGACUCUAGAAGUUUGACCUAGCAUAGGCUAAGUUGUGUUGAACUGGAUUUCCUUUUGGCCUCAAAUGGAUCAUUAGGCUGCCAGCCUUGGUGUUUGCAGAGAUCCCCAAACAUCCUGACAACAGAUUUAAACCAAACCAAACCAAACCAAACCAAACCAAACCAAACUAACCAACACUAUAGAACUAUUCACUUGAUAAAACUAUUCUCCACCAGUCCAAGUACUGUGAAUGCUGUCAUAUAUCUGAAGCCAGAGCUGAGAUUAUCACUGUGCUGUAACGUUUAACCCUUCCUCUAGUGUGUCUGAAGAACGCCUUACUUUAUAACUUUUUGUUCUGUUCUACAAAACUCCAUGGAGCCAUGAAAUUGGGGUACCUAAAUCUAUGCUUCUAGGGCCAUGGUCACUGAAAUUUGGGUACGAAAUAAAGUAUUUCUAAUUCCUUUUGAAA
This is a messenger RNA of Mus musculus (house mouse), 4116 nucleotides long. RefSeq names its product tumor necrosis factor receptor superfamily, member 26 (gene Tnfrsf26). The record is from RefSeq and is a predicted model, not a curated record. The coding region runs from base 112 to 750 and encodes 212 amino acids. Lineage: Eukaryota; Metazoa; Chordata; Mammalia; Rodentia; Muridae. The transcript has 8 exons. Gene Ontology annotation, cellular component: membrane.